This is a messenger RNA of Porites lobata, 16725 nucleotides long. NCBI's taxonomy places the organism in Eukaryota, Metazoa, Cnidaria, Anthozoa, Scleractinia, Poritidae. The record is from the annotation of a GenBank genome assembly.
GCACAAACAAAAUGGUGGAUCUGCUGUCACCAGAAUUUUACACAUGUUGCACUUAUUAGACCCUGGAUAAACUACACCGAUUACACUUGCUACUCGUUUCAUUCACUCUCAGAGAAUAACAUGGCUCACGUUACAGUUGAUUGGAAUCCACUUGGAAAGGUAUUUUAUAGGUAAGUGGUUCUUUUCAGAUCAGACUGUACCUAUUAUUGUUUUGUUAUUCAUUCAAAAUAUUUCCUCCAAGCUGAAGACAUCCUUACCUCUAUGUAAAAUUCCAGUAGUCAAACAUCUGCCUGUUUUUUGCCAGUUCCAGAUUAUGAGGGGAUAUAAUUUUCUUGCUGAUAUUCUUCAAAUGGUAGUUUUCAGUGCCUUUGUGUGUUAUUUCAUUUUGUGUUUGUUUUUGAGGGAGAAGGUCAGGAAAUUUAAUGGGUUAAAGAUAGUUACUUAACUUAGUUAACGAUGAGGAGCUCCAGUAGCUGCUUAGUAGUUAUCUUGGCUUUAGCGUGGCAAUGGCGUGGCAUUGACGUUUGUUUUAUAUUGGUGCGCUUUGGCAAGCUGGCAGUUAUCCUAUGCUCUUUUGUUUUUGCUGGGGUUCAUGUUACUGUACUAAGCCUGUUGUGGGAUAAUUUCCAGUGCCCCCUGUGUCAGUGGUUUUCCAUUGCAAUUUAUGCGUCUGCGUUUGCAAUGAUGUGCUUGUAGUUUUAAAGUGCAUAAUGUUCGGGGCGUUUUGCUCAGUGUUACUCAGUUUUAGUGUUUUUUCCCUCCCUCCUCACCCCUUAUUAUUAUUGUUAGUGUUAUUAUUGUCCUUAUUUCUCCACUGAAAUCUCAGUUCAGUGUGUGGGUGCUUGGGCCGGGGCUGGGUGUGGCUGGCAGGGCUCGUGGCUGGGUUGCAGGUAGGGCAGGCUUUUGGGGUGUUCUUGCUACCUGGGUUAGGGGUUGGUGGCUCCAGCCCGUAAGUUCCUAGGCACCCAACCUCCAAGUGCGACUCAGGCAUUAAUCUACCCAUAACAUGUGAAAUCUUCCACCAUUUACUCUUGGUCUUCAGCACCAAAACAGCCAAACCAUCACUCUGCUUCUUUGCUUGAUUUCUGUGAAUCCUUUUCCAGUUUGGAGGUGUGUGUGACAGAACAGUUAACACCUUGAACUCCAGAUCUGGACGUCCAGGGUUCAAUCCUUGUGUUUCGAAUGGUUUCCUUAGACAAGGAACUUUACACCACUUUGUCUCUCUUCACCCAGGUGUAUAAAUGGAUACCGACAAAAUACUGCUGGGGUAACCCUCCGAUGGACUAUCAUCCCAUCUAGGGGAGAAGGGGGAAUGGCAAGACUCCUAUAGUCAUGCUUCAUGCUAAGGAAGCUGGGAUAAGCUCCAGCCUUUUGGGGCCUUUGGCUUGCACACACCUUUAAUCUUUUUUUUACCUUUUCCAGUCUGAGACUUUACUAUUGGCAUCAGCCUUUAAAUCGAAGCAAACAUCUUUCAAUUUUGGCAAAUAGCCAGCAAGCUCAGGAGAGAAAUACCGGGGCAGCCAUGGAAUUUAAUUAAGCCAAUCAGUCAGGGAUGGAGAAAUAUUUUAAAUGUACACACUGUAGCCAUAAUUGAAUUACAGCAGAAAUUUUCUUUGCAAAAUGUGUUUGUCUUGAACAGGAAAGUAGAGCUGUACAGUAUGGAGUGGCAAGAUGCUGUGGAUUUAUCCCGGUUUAUUGUGAGUGCAGCACCUUUUGGUGGUCCAAUAGGUAAGUUCAUCAGAUUUCUUCUAAGUGUUGUUUGACCAACAGGGUGGUCAGGUUUCAUUUCCCUGCAGUAUCUUAAAGGGACUGGUGCACGAUAAUUAAUGCGCGUGUGUGAGUUCUGACUUUAGCUGAUUGUUUUUAAACCAAUCGCAAGCUUGUUAGAUGCACGCAAGUAAAUUUACAAAAUUCAAAUUCAUUGUUUGCGACACAAGAGUAUUUCCGGGCAUUUGGUUUGAUUUUAUAUAUCCCCAUAAUUCAAGUUUAUUCUUUCCUACUCCUCAGAUAUAUGUUGCAUGUGAUAAGAAUAAGAUUUACAGUGCUGUCCUGCUUUGAAACAAACUUUACCAACGUGUAUUUUUACGAGGUCGUACCCACGCCACUCUAACAAAGCAGUCACCGAUGGGCAAACAAAAUUUUCUAAACAAACAUUUUUUUACUGUUCUCUCAGUUCGCCUUAUAUAAACCCAGAUAUAUCUAUGAAUAGUGCCUGACCAGUGACAAAAACACACAACUUAUGAGUAAAAAACUUAUCCUUAAUUGAGCAUAAAUUUCAAUUGCUUAUCAGCAAAUGAACAAAUUCAUUCGCGUUGCAUCGGGUCAGUGUUCCGCAAACAAAUGUUAUCGAGUAGAACACAUAAAGAAACUAGAUUAUAAACAGAAUAUUCAGACAAUAAUUUAUUUUAAAAUCAUCAAUUCUUAAACAUAUACGAUCGUAAAGCAAAGAUACAAGAAACAGUCAUUUCAAGUGUACCAGAUCGGGAAGAUCGUGCAGCCUGUUGCGGUAUAACUACAGAAAAAAAAUUAAAUCAACUUUGAACGAACUCAUGCCUUUAACCACUUUCCAAAUGUUGUUUAUUCUUUUCGUAAGCCACACACUACUCCUAGAACCAUACCAGAUCGAUCGGCUAAGCUUCUCUAUCUCCAAAGACUCUUGAGAACGUCCUGUUGCCGGACGGCCACGAUGCUCUUCUGAACCUCCAUGAUCAAAACAUUAUUUUUUGCGUCUACUUAAAACGUAACCAGUCAAACAACACAACCACACAUUAAUCACCACUACUGAAGUAUAACUAGGCCAGCCAAAGCGACAGAUGUCGGAAUAAAACGAAGGAUUUUCAAUGAUUGUACCGGUAAUGGCGAUUUUGAAUUUAGUGUUGACCCGACAAAUUUAUUCUGAAGAGGCAAACGGUGCACAUGCGCAUAACCAUGAUCACGUCCCUUCAAGGUAAAUAGGACUCACCAGGGUAAACAUUUAAGAGCCAGAACCACAGAAAUGCAAGUACCGGCAUUAAUUAUUAAUGCCAGUUUCUGUGGUUGUAUGUCUAUAUCAGCAAGAGUCCAUUAUACUGUACCGGAAUUUUGUUUCAGUCAACUGUCUGUACAUGUCAAGGGAUUUGGCUGAAAAAAGUUUAAAGGAAGAAAACAACUCUGAAGAACAUCCUGCUUCUUAUUAUUUUAGAACAGCUAGUGCAUAAAACAUGCAAUUGAUAAAAUAUUAAAAAAUUUCAUUACUUUCAACCUGCAGUCCAGCUGUGUUGUAUGUAGAUGCUUAACUGUCAGUAAUAGUUAAAAAAAUAUAUAAUUGAAGGGCUCCAUGCUAAAUUGCCCCAUGCCCCUGUGGUGUGUUUAAUCACUAAUGCACACCAUUGCUAACUCAUGUACUCGUCUACAUACAUGGGGGGUCAUAUGGCAGCUGCUCAGAAUAGAAGUCACCAAUGCUGCCUAACCCUGACCCCAAACAUUACUGAAGCAAUUGAAAGAAUGAUGUCAUUGUUUUCUGCGACCAAUUAGCAGAGACCUUACGAGCAGCUCCUACACAACUGUACAUGGGGGUGGGGACUGUACACCUAAAUAUUUACAUGUCCUGCAGCCCCCUACAUUGAGAUUUCCCUUUUGGAGGAAUGGUUUGUAUUUGUUGUAUUUAACAUUUUCAGCUCUGAUAAGAGAUGACAAGCAUUUUGCUCGAGUCCAAGGAUCAGCUAUUAAUAAACCCAUCAUUCACAUUUUUUCCUCUGCUGGAAAAGAACUUGCCACAGUUAAGGUAUGUGUCCUUUUUUAAGGUCUACUGCUGCUUGUUGUUUAACCUGGGAACACAGACAAAGAGGAGUGUUGAUCAGGCCGAGCAGGCUACUAGUUGUUUAAUGUUGACAAAUUUUAGCAAUAUUGUUCUUGGCUAGAAGACUAACUGUCAUCAUUUUCUGUUAUUGCAUUUGGAAAAGGGCAGGAACUUGUAUUAUCAUAUGGUUGGUUCUGUGAGCAGGAAAGAUGAAGUAAUAUUCUGACUAGUUACUGAAGCAGGCAGAAUGGAUCUAUCUUAGUCCAUCACUAGUCUGCUUCACAGCCGUUUUUAGUGUUGUCACACAAUGCUCCUACCCACCUCCCUUGUGGGGAGGAGCGUUGCGUGACAACGCUAAAAGCAGCACUGAAGAAGACUAGUCCAUCACUGCAUGGGAACAAGAACAAAAACAAAAACGUUCUGCUUCUGUAGGCUAUUGAUCAAGUGUUCUUUUUUAUUCUUAGUGGGAUGGAGGCCCCAUAGUUCAGAUGGGAUGGUCCGUCACAGAGGACCUACUUUGCGUGGCUGAUGAUGGUACAGUGAUGGUGUAUGACAUUCAUGGCACAAAUUAUCAAGAAAACCUUGUCAAUGGGACAGGUAAGUGUUAAAUCAUUUUGUGUCAUGAAAAGGCUGAAAAAGAAGACAUGAUGCAUGUAUGUUUGUAAAGCACCACAGCUUGACCACUUCUAGUCAACUUGAAGCUCAUCUUAGCCCAUUGAUGCCAUAUCUUAUGUCAGUAAAUUCUUUAACCACCCCAAGUAAAUAAAUUUUGUGACAAAUUAAAUAAUCAUUAAUUUUUCCAUAACUAUAAGCAAAAAAAAUUGUAAUUUAUAAUACAGUAUAUUAACAUCAAAAACAUAAGUCAUAGACUGUUUGCUACUUUAUUAAAAGGGUUGUACAAAAAUAGAGUAUACUCAUACAUAUACUUUUUGUAGCAAAUGCAUAGCCAUUGAAUAAUAUUACCCCUAUGUCGUGUAUGUUUCAGGUCAAAAUUUCAAUUCAGGUUAAAAGCUUUUAGCCUUGGUUGAUUCUCUAUCUCCUUUGUCUCCUAGUCCUAAUUUAUUCGUGAAUUAGCUCUGUGAGACAAAGGAAAUCAAGAAUCAACCAGGGUAUGAUUUUAACCCAUUACAUACAUUGUAUUUAUGUUGUUUUUGCAUGUGGCCUUAUCAAAUACACAGCAACUUCAUAGAUCUGGUGCUUUUAAGUUGGGUACAGCAGACGAAACUGGUAAUUUUUAUCUGCAUUUUUUUGUAGGAUGCCAAGGAAUCCAAAGUAUUUGACUGCAAAACCUAUAAAAAAUGACCAGUCAUGAAUCUUAAGAAACAUAGCUCCAGUUAUUUUAACCUAGUUUAGCCAGUGUUUAACAAAACGGCGUUCUAAGACAUUUUUCAAUUUGCCCAACGGUUUUAUUGGGAAGUGUUUAUGAAAGCAUAUAGAGUAGGCUAAUUAAAGAAAAGCAUGUAUCUUCUUAAAAUAUCGCACUAAGGAAGAGAUUCUGGAGGUCCAUAUAUUCGUUAAACCCCGGCUUAAAUUAAACUUCGUUUUUAUAACCGACCCUGUUAUCGUCAGUAAUACGACCACUUAUAAUCCAGUCCUUUCAAGAUAUCUCUCUGCUCAAGACAUGCUUUUUUGUAGAGUUCCCAUCUGUUUACAACAUCUGCCUUUUCGUUGGCAGUUUCAGGAUUUGAAGAAACGUGUAUCUAGCAGAUAUUCGCACACCGCAACUCAGCAACGGUGGCGAAAACGUCUCUUAAAAAGAGAAUUCGCGUUGCGUGAAACUUCACGGCGAUGAAUCCAACUCGCAUAAUUUGUCAAAUGCAGGGGAGUCCUGGACUUGUCUAGGAGUUGAAUUCUUAGGCCCUGUUUACAUGGAGAUGGGGGACCCCAGAUAGGUGAGGUAACAUGCGGUGGGUCACCCCACCUAUCAUGUAAACGUGUUCAAAUUAAAAUGAGGGAUUAUAAUUAUGGACAGGCAGGUUACCCCACCUAAGCGAAAAAGAGAAAAAUUGAUCAUCGUGUUCACGUUUUCGAUAAAACGUGAAAUUAGGAAAUUUCCCGUCUUGGAAAAAUUUGCCAGAAGCGUGAUGCACGUGCAGAGUUAUUGUUUAACGAAUUUUCGACCGGCUAAAAAAAUUUGUCCGGACACAUUGUUUACCCGCGACCGUUCAAUAUUUUUCGCUUUUCACACGGAACUUUGAACGGCUAUGCGUCUGAAUUUUCGUACGGUUAAGGUGAUGUUAUAGGAGACGAUGCGCCGCAACACAGCGUUGCAAUGUUGGAACAACGUUGCAACCAUUCGAAACAAUAUCGCAACAAUGUUGCAACGCCGUGUUGCGGCUUGCGCGAAAAAUCGUGGUUGCGAAUUCGACUGAACGUUCGCAUUUUCAGCCGGUCAAAAAUUCGCCCGGUGGCCUUUUUGACUUUCUCUUUGCUGUCGCUGUCUGGACAUCGUAAACUUCCUCUUGAGAGCCAAGUGUAAGACAGGUUGCUACUUUUUACCAAUCCUGAAUCAGCCACAGGGCGUAGCAAAGCAGUGGGAGCGGGGAGAAGGAAGCAACCGAAGGGAAAAAAUAGAGAGGUGUCUUGAGAUGUCGCAAUGAAAAUAUUGUACAUCUCUGGCUUUAUCAGUGUCACAACUUUAAAUAUGAAAUAGCGAAGUCUCGAUUGUUUAUAAUGUUGACAAAUUUUUCCCCGAAGUCACACUAGUGAGUAUGCUCGCCGGCUACUGUUGUUGUUGAAUAGUUUUGAUAUUAUUCAAUUUUCAGACUGUUUCAUUCAGCGCUGGGGCCCCGGUCACUUCCAUCAUAGAAAUGGCCAUAUCUUACAAUUAUGAAUACCUAGCAAUGUUUACAGACACUGGUUUGUUAUGGAUAGGAUCAGCAGAUUUACAGGUGGGUAUAACACUGUCACAUUUGUUCAGCCCGCAAAUUUAGCUAUCAGAGGACGAGUUCCAGUAGCUAGCGCCGAGUUGACUCGGAUUCUUAGAAAAUGAGAACGAAUGGCGGUCUAAUUCAACUGGCAGAACUAACUUUGAUUCUUUACCCAGGUUUGAAGAAGGCGUGUAAAAAGGCUUUUGUUUAUACUAGUCGGAUUUGAGGUAUCUUUUCUUGUAACAAAUAAAGACCCGUAUCUGCCUAAGUUCUCCAUGGUGGGAUAUCAUCAUUAAUUUAGUUUAGCCUCUUCUUCCUCGGAAACCUUGCAAACACAAUUAAUAUUUUUCAUGUGAUCGCAAAGUUGAUUUUUAUUGUGUUCAUUUAACUUGCUGACAUCUCCGCAAAGCGAGUAAGCUUAGCAACCCGGACCGCUAGGUCAGGCCCUGAAGAGCUCAACUUAAGUACGCCUGUAUUUUGCAGUUCUUUGAAUUUUGUAGUUAUUGUUGUAUUUCUGUCUUCUUUAGAAAGUCUACUGUGAGUUCAACACGUCUUGUCCAUCAAGACCCAAGCAACUAACCUGGUAAGGAGGGAGCAAUUGUUGUUUCUAGAAUGAAGGCUCUCGUCUUUUAUGGCGAAUUCUCGCCCGGUUGGCCGGGCCAUUCCUUUGAAUUCAAACUAAGAGCCAUCGGUGUUUUUCUUUCUUCCGCCACCCAUCAAGCGACGUGUCGCCGACACGUGUUGCUGCAACUAAUCGCCUGACCUGUACACAGGGAGUAAUCUGUCGCCGACACGUGUUGUAGCAACUAGUCGCCUGACCUGUACACAGGGAGUACUCUGUCGCCGACAAGUGUUGCUGCAACUUGUCUCCUUGUGUGUUCCGAUCUUUACUUAUUUCAACUUGCCUUACAGGUGUGCAAUGGGCGCUGUCAUAUGUUACUGGGACGAUUAUUUGGAUGUUGUUGGACCGACAAUGGACACUAUUAGAUAUCCUUUGAUUAACAAGAUCAUUCUUUAUGAUGAUCAGACUAGGUUUCCAACUAUUUGCGGGGCAAGCUAUCUAACUGCUAGAACAUGCUAGGAUUAAAAAUUGUACUUCUUGUUGUUGUAAAUGUUGGCUUGGCCAAGUUGGUAAUUGUGCUGUCAUGCUGCAAUUGUAUAUUGAUCGUGUUACUUAAAACACCCUUGAUUUGAACUGACAAUUGUUACUACUGUCACAGGACGAAAUAACGUGUUUCCGUAUUUUGUAAACUCGACUGAAAAGUGAAGUUGCUUAAAUCCGUCUCGUUUCCGCCCUACGGAAACAUGGUGAUCUAGUUUUCCAUGGACGGGACGCGUUUCCGUUAUGUUUCCGAGUCGGAAACGAACGAUCAUGUUUCCGCCACAUUUCUUUUAUCACAUUUCCGUUCUUUCUUGUUUCCAUUGCGUUUCCGGUCACGUUUUUUUAAAACCCACGUCCAGGAUCGCAUGAUAAAUGUUUGAGAAAUUUUGCCUUUGCGUACAAUCAAGGUGAAUAAAGGUACCUUUACUCUCGAGAUCGGGCCAUUAAACGGUCAGGCUCAUGCAUUAAAUACUCGUGCGCGUUGCAUUGAUGCAACGACUGUACGGUAGAUACGAGUAGUUUUUUUUCAUUGAGCACGCUAUUGCCAUAUAUUUAACAAUUUUUGCGCGAGAGCGCGUUGGAUAUGAGUGGAAUAAUUGUUUAUUAAAAACGCCCACAAAAUAUCGUGAAUUCUUCCCGACUUUAUUUGUAAGAACAACCGAUUUUCAAUUUUUGGUAUGUGGCUCAUAUACCAUGAUGGCUAAGCCAAUCAGAGCUCUUUAACUGUAUUAUUCAGUGGUUCAGUUUUAAUAAAUAUGCAUAUGCUACGGAUAGCACACUUUCUUAACACAUUUCACAUAUCAGAUGGACAGUGCUGUUCAUUUAGUUCAAGAGUUAGAUGGCGUAAGAAUCAUUGGUAAUGAAACUCAUGAACUGCUUCAGCGAGUUCCAGGUUGGUAAAUAUGAUUACGUUGAUUGCGGGCGGUUUCUCCUCCUGGUGAAACCUCCCUAGCGACGAGGAGCAAGGUGAAACGGCUGUGUUAGCAGACUACAAGUGAAAGGUUUCAAAAUGCUCGCAGAUAAAGCGUCAUAAAGCUAUCGAAAUAGCCAAAAAUAACAAUCCCUGUUGGUGGCUGGGAUGUCCUUGAGAUUUAUUUCUUUUCCACAGACAUUUGAUGCUUUUCCAAAUUACCUUCUAUUAAAACGUGUCGUUACCUGUAGGUGCUUAAAGCGAAAUAAACUCCCGAGACUGUCGACUUAAACCUUUAGCUCAGUCUUGAGUGUGGUCUUGCUGCGGCUCAUGUAUGGUUUUUCAACUUACUCCCCGGAAGCAGAUGGGACUGACUCUACAUUCAGUAUUCCGCCCUCCAAAGAAAAUAGGUACCCUGUUGUUACGAACAAGCAAAAAGUCCUAAACUUUAUUCCAGUGGACUUGUUCAAUCGGUUUACAGUCAAGUCGUCCGAAAUCAGAGCCAUGUCGCCCGAUAUCUUGAGUCAUGUCGCUCAAAAUAAACAGCGAUAUUUGCGUCUUUGUUUAACUUCACCUUUGCAUAGGUUACCGGACACAGUUGAGUCAACAUUUUUUGACUAAAUUCCUUGCAAUAUACUUCAGAUGUUACCUUUGUUCAAGUUUAUACACUCGAUAAAAUUUUAGGCGACAUGACUUAGGAUUUCGGUUGGCAUGACUCUGGUUUCGGCUAAUUAGACUUUCGGGCGACUUGACCGGUUACCGUUCAGCCAGAACCACUUCUUAUCACGAAUGUGAAUACCGUAUUUAUUCGAAUAAGCGCCCAACCUCGAAUUAGCGCCCACCUCGAAUAAGCGCCCAUCCCAAAGGCAGAAAAAGUUAAUAAGCGCCCAGCCUCGAAUAAGCGCCCACCCCACUUCCCUCCCACUCCCAUUCAAACUCAAAUAAGCGACCACCCCCACCCCACGCCCCAAAAAUUGAAUAAGUACUAAUAAGAGACUUCCCCGAAGACGGAGUUUUCUUCAAAGUAUUUUACAGGAACCUUGACUUGUUACAUCUUCGAGUUUUGUUAUUACCAUUUAUUGUUUUGUUGCAAAAUAAACAUAAUACACAUGCUGAGAAUGGAGAAAAUUUAAUAAGCGCCCAGCCUCGAACAAGCGCCCACCUCGAAUAAGCGCCCACUCUCAAAGUCCAAAAAUUUAAUAAGCGCCCAGGGCGGUUAAUCGAAUAAAUACGGUAAUUAUGUCCGACACUAGAGCAACUAUUUUUUUUUUUAUCUUUCAGCUGCUAAGGAACAAGUGUUUAAAAUCGGUUCAAUGGAACCAGGUGCGAUGCUGUUUGAUGCAUCAAAGGAAUUUGAGGUAAGCAGUGCUUCACUCUCUCUGGGAAAAAGUUGUCUCGGGUAAAAGGCUCAGCCGCCUACCCAAGCCAGUGGCGGAUCUAGGGGAGGGGUCAAGGGGGCUCGCCCCCACCCCCUUUAUUGUUAGACCACCACUGCGAGCCACCCUGGGCGAGCCUGUUGUUGGGUGACCUGUUUUCCUUGGUAAGGUCACCAUCCUAGCUGAGCCAACUUUUUCCAUAUAAUAAAAAAUAAUCAAAAGCUCAAUAGGGCUUUACAGAAUUCAUAAGAAAGAACAAUGACGAAUGAAGAAAAACAUAGAAUGAUAAUAAAAAGAAUACCUGACGAACAACGUUAAAGUUUCAACUUAAAGAUUCUAAACUACACUAAAAACUAAAUCCCUAAAAAUUAAGCUGUCGUUAUGAUUCUUUCGUGUAUAUUCCUGUAAACAGAAAAAGAGCGCCCGAGCAGAGGAGUACAUUCGGAUGAUCAAAGAACGUCUUCCUGAGGCUGUCCAGCAAUGUAUCCACGCCGCUGCCGGGGAACAUGAGCCUGCAAUACAAAGAGGACUGCUGAGGGUGAGUAUAGUUUCGGAGGUAGUCAUGGUAACCACAUGAUCCUUACGUUCAGUUGCUACGUUUCGAUUUUCACAGCAACCCGCCCCCAGGGGGUGGGGGAGUUGCUGACAAGUUUAAGGUUUCUUACACAGUGGUUGGUGUUCUGUAAACUGCUAGAUAAAUUUACCAUUGUUUGAAAAAUACAUUAUCUGUCUUCCGUGGCAAAAUCACCACCUCCUACUAAAACCGUUUUGGUUAAUCUGCUGAAGUUCCUUCAAAUUCGCUUGGGCAUAAAUCGUUGAACGUGAUACCGUGAAAAGAAAAUCUGUACUCAAUAUAUCUGAGUAAUUUGAAUUGAAAGCGAAGGAGCGCAAAUAGUUCGUCCAUUAUGUUUCUAUUUGAGGAGUGUAGUAAGAGACAUAAAGGACUUCAUUAAUGCUUUCGACGACGGCGUCAUUCAGUGAUUUUUCAGUUAUACAGGAUGAAUUGAAAGUAUAGCAAAUCUCAGCGAGUGGUCAACAUUCGCCGAUAACACUGCUCUGUUACCAUCUACCAAGCGAAGUUUGUAACGUCGCUUGGUCAGAGAUUUUAGGCGGGAAAUAGUUCUCGUGUAACAUGUCAUGUGUCCUCGUAGUAACCAAUAAGAGCGCUCCGGCGGUCGAUGUUGGGGAAAAUUCCACCUAACGUAUAACCGAUUUUUUUUUUUUUACUAAUCUCAGCUGUAAUCUUUUCUUCUCUUUGCUAGGCUGCUUCCUUUGGUGAGAGUUUUCUAACUGAUAUGCCGCCACACGCGUUUGUUUCGAUGUGCCGGAAUCUUAGAGUGUUAAACGCCGUGCGGGACUACAUGGUUGGAAUUCCAGUUACAUAUGGACAAUAUCCUUUAUCUUAAUUCAAGAGUGAACCAAAUGUCAGUUGUUGCAAAAGCCUCGUCUCACAGGUUACGUUUUGCCUAAUUGCAGCGUGUGUUGCAGCAAGUGUACACUAUGCUAGCCUCCGUAGCAACACGAAAAUUUUUUUUUAUUUUUCGGGUUAAUUUGCAAUUGCUUAAAUUGGAAUUUCCGCUGCGACGAUCAUAUCUUCAUUGAAACUUGCAUUUCCGCAGUUCACAUCAUCUUCAAGUAAGUUAUCAUUGCUCUAGUCCCAACACUUUCGACGAACUUGCGCGGAAACGUUUUCUUGUUAGUCUAACACUAUGCCAGUUAGCUCUUGCGUCGGGACAGAAACCAUAUCGGAGAGUGUUUCUGUCCACACAAGAGAACGGUGAUUUCGGUGUGAUUUAUGUAACGGGGCAAAACUGCGGGGUUUAAAUAACUUUUUUUUUUUUUUACAGGGAACGAACGAGAUAUGUUCCUUUUUCUCUUUUUUGAAAAGGGAUAUGAUAAAAGUACGUUAACACAGUUUUCAAUUUUGUGGCUCUUAAUAAGUUCUUAAACUGGGCUCCAUUUUGCUUUUUUGUCCUCUGAGAGUACUCUGGUUAUUUUAAAAAAUUAUCCAAUUUUGACGCCUUGACGAUCGUCUUAGACUGGAAAAAGUAACAAUGAAGACCCUUAUCAACAGGUGAGUUUUGUUUUUGUCAUGCUGUUUGUUAUCUUUUUAAAAAAGGUAAAACGUGCAAUGCUUAAGCAUUUUUUGAGGGGGAGGGGGCGGUAAAAAAGGUGUAUUGCAUAUACAGUCGAACCCCGCUAUUUCGAAGUCCCAAGGGAAAUGAAAAAAAGUUCGAAAUAGCGGGGCUUCGAAAUAACCGGGGAAGCGUAAAGGGGAAAGGUAAAUCCAAGGGCAUUCGAUCUUUCUUCGAAAUAGCGGGGACUUCGAAUUAACCGAGUUCGAAAUAGCGAGGUUCGACUGUAGCUGGAAAUUUUUUCAUAACAGUGCGCGCUCUCAUUGGUUUCUCCGAGGUCACAUGACCGUUACAGCGAGGGAAGCGAGGUUUAAUGAAUUUCCAGCUAUAUAGCCUCGGGAAACAUUGAGAUUCUCGGAAAACAAAUUUAACUGUUUCCCUCGAGACCAGUCAUUAAGUGUUUAAGUGUUUAUUGCACUAUGAAACGUUCAAUAAGUUCCGAGCUUCAGGUGAGAAUCAAACUUACGACCUUUCGAGUUCAAGAUCAGGACGCUCUCCCCACUGAGCUGCUGGGAGCUCUAUAGUGUGGAGGGUCGAAAUUUUUAUUGAUUAUACACCAGACCCGCUAUAGUACAUAGUACGAAAUAGUACUUUUAAGAAAGAAAUAGCAAAAUGAAUAUGGUGUAUGUCCGAUAACCUUUCUCUUUUGCCUGACUAAAAUGGUAACGUGGUUGGACUUAAGUCAUUUCUAAAUAUCAAAAUUAUUUAUAUUCCUAGUGAAUAUAAAACAAGUUGAAGCAAAGUUUUUGUUUUUUUACUUGCCUACUUUCCGUGUCUAAACCGUGUUUACUACAUUGAUUUUUCCACCAACAGACCUGGAGAUGGAAUUAUUUCCCUUAAGUUUAUUUUAUUACCGUUUAUUUUCUGCUCAUGUAGGCUUGUUUUGAGACGUCACUACUGUCUGUCCAUAAGAAUCUGUGAUUACUGGAAGAUUCCUAAGGGGGAGGGUGCCAGUGGCAUCCUUGGACACUUGGCUUGUUAUAAAGUGAGUGUAACCAGCGGAUACUGGUUGGCUGUUACCUAUAGAGUGUUUUCACUCACAUGACCAGCAUCUAUGCAAAUUUAUCGAAACAAAAGAAAGCGUUUGCAUAAGAAAAGAGUUCAACUCCCAGAGGACUGGUUUGGGACACCAACAUGGCCGCCGUUUCAUUGUUUUGGGACACCAAUAUGGCCGCCGUGACGUCAUGUGAAAACACUCCAUAUGUAAGCAGGGGUCUUCCCGCAAUCAGCUUAUGGCUGGUAAUUAAUAAAAUUGGUAAUGGUGAAUUAUAGUUGUGGCAGUAGACAUGACUGGAGUUGGGUGUCCGGUGGUUGUUUCAUGUGCUGAAUUUGGCUCAUUUCUCUUCGUGUUUGUGUAUUUAUCAAAGAUCACAAAAUCAACCUAUGAAAAGAUCUAGAUCAAUUAGACUGGAUUGUACGCGGUGAAGACAGCGUGGCCAGGCGCCCAUCGCGUUGUUUUCGCAAUCCGCCCGUCCCGGGUUGGAGUCCCACUAUAGCCACUUGCUAAAAUUAUUCGCGGUACGGUAUUUCCAAGUUCAGAUACCCAGUCAUGCUUGUAAAUAACCAACUGGUUGCCUCCUGCCAGUUGGGGUUUUUAAUCCUGUUGUGUUCUAUUUCCUCAAUAAAUAAACAGUUGGACUUUCACAUGGCUGGGAUGAUCACAUUGAAAUUAACUUCUCCGCCCUAGUAGAAUACAAUAGUGUCCGUAAAUAGUUUUUCUUGUGUUGAAUAUGUUGACAUCUCUUUCGAUCCUACACCUCUUCAAAACUUGCUUUUCUUGUUUAAACAGGUUCAGCAAGCCAAUGUUGAUGACGAAGAGAUUGCUCGUGCCAUCAACUCCAAGCUCGGAGAGACUCCUGGGAUAUCGUACUCAGAAAUAGCUUCAAAGGCAGUGGACUGUGGACGAACUCACCUGGCCAUCACGGUUAGUUGAGAGCGUUCACAUGUGAACAGUUUUAUUAUAGAUUACGUUCCAAGCACAAUUUGAGGCAUAAAGCGGUGUCCUCCGUUAGUAUUUCCUUGCUAAAUGCACUGAGGCUUAAAAUAACGGGGGUUGGUACAGAAUGGGAUUUUUUUACCUGCGAGAUUGCUUUUACUGUAGGUAAUCAAGAAUUUUUUUUUUCAGUAUCCGGAGUAUGAGGACCGCGCUUUGUUACAAGUUCGGCGGUCCGCUUUAUUAUCAGCAACACCACUAUGGUGAAAUAUUAGUCAAUUGUUAAAGGACUCAUGUCGAGAAACAAAACGUACGGCUGCAGAGAAGACCAAUGGAGGAAUGGAAUAUGGAGAGGUUUAACAAAUGAGUUGAUAAAUUAAAUACAAACAAGUUUCAUGCUCUAGCCCUUCGUCAGAGCGAAGAAGGGAUAGCACUCGAAAUGUUGCUUCUAUAUGGCUCCGAGGCUUUCUGGUCAUUUUUUCCUUAUUGGGUUUGUUUUUUUUUUUUUGUGCUUAAUUCUCUUUUGGGAAUUUCGAGACAAUUGAGUCGUGAAAAAUUUUCAAUUUUGACUCUAAAGCCUUGGAGUCAUGUUAGAAUUUUAAUAUAUCGAACGUGGGCCAUUGAUCAAUAUAACUUCUUAACUUUCACCAUUGUUCUUUCCAGGGGUUACCAACAUGCUCGUCUCAUAAGACGUCAACAAAACCUUGAACGGACCGGGUCAGAUCAGACCUGUAACUUACUGGAUAACGAAAGAUAAGGGAUAGUGCCUCUGGGAAUGAUCUGAUCCGGUUCUGCGUCCAGGUUUUGCCUACAGCCUUUCUCGUGGCUUCGCCGCUUGUGCCUCCACGAGGAGACCUGCCUACAGCCUGGCUUAAAGCCAGCCUUGACCUCUAGCUGGAGCAAUCUCACCAUAGUAAGUUCGUCGUUUUACAAUCGGUAAACGAGCCUAUCAUAGCCAUGCCAUGAUAGCCUGUUCAAAGUCCGUCGAGCGCGGGUGAUGAAAUAUAAGCCGCAGGGGAUUAUAUUUGAAAUGAACGAAAAGAACAAUAAAACAACGUCUGUGUACAGGCUAUGCCAUGAUGCAUAAUGUAUCUUUUAAGAUACUCACAUCUUCGUGGUCUGGUUUUUUACCUGUAGCUGUUGGACUAUGAAGCAAAAGCCGCUGACCAAGUUCCACUGCUCAUGCGCAUGAAUAAAGAUGACCUAGCGCUCGAGAAGGCCAUUAUGAGUGGAGACACGGAUCUGGGUGAGUUAUAAGUGGGUACCACUGCAGAGAACUACAGCUAACUUUAAGUAUAGUGGAUGGGAACAAUUUUUGAAGCCCGUUUUUGUUUCGUCGUACCCGCAAGAGCCGACUUAUAGAAAGAUCUAUCGUAAUGUUGAAAUUGUACCAAAGGUUCCAAAAAUUUAGAAUAAACUCUUUCUCAGCUUAAAAGUUGGCGUUACACCAGCGGCGUUACAAGCUGAGACAGAGUUUCAAACCUUAAAACAUUUUUGAGAUUGUUUUGUUGCUCAUUAUUUGGAUCUUCCCUCGCCGUUGACACAAUUUCAAGUAUAUUUCAACCAUCUUGAUCCUUACAUGCUCUCCUCCAAUGGUAACAGCUUUCUCUGGUCAGGUGAUCAAAAUUGAUGGAUCCGAACUGCCGUUUUCCAAAACCCGCCUACUUGAUUUUCCCCUGUAUCUAGAUGACAUUUCAUUUGUGUUGUCUUUUUUUUCUUUCUAGUGUAUAUGGUUGUUAUGCAUUUGAAGGAUAAUCUAACUCUUGGUGAGUUCUUGAUGGCCAUACGUUACCAUCCUGUGGCACUCAGCCUCUACAUCAAGGUAAGUCGAUGAAAAAAAGUUGUGUAAAUGAGUGCGUAUUUGUUCAAGGCUUCAACCAAGAGAAAAUCCGCCAUUAUUUGCCAGGAGACAUUUUUUCCUUUAUCUGUUCAUUCUUUAAGGCCAUAAAAAUGACGUUAAAAUGUUUAAAACUUAAGUGGAGGGGUGAGAGGUUUUACGGUAAAGUUUGGAGCAUUUUUAAUCUCAUUUCUUUGGAAUGUCGGAGUUGCGGCAGUGAAAAAUGGCUACGUUUCUAUUUGUUUUUUUCAAGGUCCCGGAGAAUCGCACUCAAGAAACAGAGAAGAGAAGAACCUUCAGUUCUGUUUCUCUUCUCUGUACUGUCAUAAGCAAAAGUUCUCGACCAAUCGGGGCGCGUAAAUCGCUCGGUUAUUGUAAUCGUUAGACUUUGUGACAGGCGGCUUAAGAGGUAUUGAAAAAAGUGAAAAGGGAGGGGUAAAGGGAAGAGAAAAAAAAAGAAACCUUUUUUCAUUUUUGCUUCUUUUCCCUUCACUCCCCUCCCCCUCUUCUCUCGUUUUUGCACCUGUUACGCAAACUACCACGCAGGCUAUUGUGAAACCUAUAUAUUCACUUUGGCAAGACUGUGAUUUGUCUGCAGUACUGCAAGGAUCAGGAUCGCCGUACACUUGUGGACCUGUUCUACCAGGAUGACCAGUUUAUGAACAGUGGUAAUGCCUUUGUGCAGGACAGCUACAGUGAGAAGGUAUCACAUAAAGUAGCUUGCAUGCUAUCUUGCUUAGGAGGGGAUCUGGUCGAAUGUUGUUUUAUUAUUUUAUUUCUUUAA